Messenger RNA from Chiloscyllium plagiosum (whitespotted bambooshark), 1632 nucleotides. RefSeq names its product zinc-binding protein A33-like. Gene Ontology annotation, molecular function: protein binding; zinc ion binding. The record is from RefSeq and is a predicted model, not a curated record. Lineage: Eukaryota; Metazoa; Chordata; Chondrichthyes; Orectolobiformes; Hemiscylliidae.
CACACAGACACAGACGCACACACCCACACACAGACACAGACACACAUCCAGAGUGCCUAUGGCACAGAGUCUGAACCAGAACCUGAGCUGUACCAUCUGCGCCCAGAUGUACACCGAGCCCGUCACCCUGGACUGUGGUCACAACUUCUGCAAAGGCUGUGUCCUGGAGUGGUGGGACACUGGGGGUACCGGUGCCGAGGUUUCCUGCCCCCAGUGUGGGCAGUGCUUCCCCAGGAGGGAGCUGAUGCCCAACCAGCUGCUGGUGACCAUUGUGGCCAGCCUGCGGAGUCUGAGCCUGCAGGACGAGGGGGCCGGGCUGGGUGGACAGAGGUGCCCGCUCCACGGUCAGCAGGCACGUUUCUUCUGCUCCAAGGAUCUCAGGCUGGUGUGUCCAUCCUGCCCGCCACAGGGUCAGGACAGGGGCAGCUCGACUCUGAUAGCGGUGGAGGAAGCCUACACUGUCUGCAAGCAAAAGUUGGAGAACUCCGUUGGAUUCCUGGAGAGGAAGUUGGAGGAGUUUUGCGAGGCGCAGGUCUCCCAGGGAAUCCAGAUCACUAAGACGACGGAGCUGGUAAAGGGUCUUCAGGAAAACAUUGAGGCAGAAUUCAGCAAACUGCACCAAUUCCUGCAGGAUCAGGAGUGUGCGCUGACAGAGAAACUGAAGAGGGAGUCAGAGGUCUUGUUGCACUCUCUGGAGGGUAACCGACGUCUCAUCUCGAAGAGAAGCAGCUCCAUUGAGAGGUUGAUCGAUGAGAUAAAGUGUCUGAUCCACACCGAAGAUCAGAACCGAAUACUGAUGGAUACCAAGAGUAUUCUUCAAAGGACUGAUUUACACAAUGAGCCGAUCCUGCAGCCUCCUGAGCUGAGUUUGGGGGAGUAUAAGGGCCCUCUUCAGUACGCAGCGUGGAAACAGAUGCUGAGCGUAGUCAGCCCAGUGCCAGCUGCCGUGACCUUCGACCCGGACACAGCCAACCCCGGCCUAGUGCUGUCCAAGGACCACACCAUGGUGAAGCGCCGCUCCAGGUUCAAGCAGCUGCCGGAGAGCGCCAAGCGGUUCAGCUUCCACGCCGCGGUGCUGGGGGGGGUGGGUUUCGCCUGGGGCCGGCAUUACUGGGAGCUGGACGUGGACGGCAUGGCCGGCUGGAUCGUCGGGGUGGCUAGUGAGAUGGCGAGCAGGCACGACGACGUGCCGCUGACCCCCGCCAACGGCUUCUGGACGGUGCGGCUGUGGAACGGGAAGGUGCACGUGGCUGACGGCGCCCGGGAUAGUGCCGGCUCCCUGUGCUGCUCCGAGGGCAGGCCCGACAGGCUGGGGCUCUACCUGGACUACGGUGAGGGUCAGCUGUCCUUCUACAGCGCUUCUGACAUGUCCCAUCUCUACACCUUCUUCCAUCGCUUCCAAGAGAAACUCUACCCCUUCGCUCUGCCGCUGCCCAGCCUGGAAACGGCCGAGGCAGAGAUCCUGAAGCUGUUCCAUUUGUAUUUGUGAGGUUGAGGGGGACUCAGAAAGGGACAGGCAAAGGAAGGUCAAAGGUGGUGCCUCCCCGGCGCAGAGUGAGAGUUGGUUGCAGUCCCACCUACUCCAUGCAUCUCUGAAACAGGAUGUUUUGAAAAUAAAGAAUAUAAGGCACA